Molecule: messenger RNA, 804 nt
Organism: Aspergillus alliaceus
Lineage: Eukaryota; Fungi; Ascomycota; Eurotiomycetes; Eurotiales; Aspergillaceae
Exons: 1
Coding region: 1-804 (267 amino acids)
Cellular component (GO): plasma membrane
Source: RefSeq, a predicted model, not a curated record
AUGCUAUCACAAGCAAAUACAGCUCAAGAUAUCAAUAUCUUGGCCGAAUAUCUUAGCGACCAGGAGGUGCAAGACCUAGCAUCAUCUCCCUCGGUCGACUGCCUUGUCAUCUGCGCGUCGGCGAUCCUUUACCAAGCCGAACAUUUGUUUCAGGUACUACAAGAGCGACCAUCCUUGAGCAAAUGUCUCGUUCUCUGUGGUGGUGUCGGUCACUCCACCACAUUCAUGUACGAUGCUGUCGCACAACACCCUCGCUUUUCCCGGAUAGCAAAAGAUGUCUACCGUCUUCCCGAAGCUCGUAUCUUGGAGAAGAUCUUGGAUACUUUUUUCGAUCGAUCGACGAUUACCGAGGGAGGUUGUAAGAUAUUGGUCGAGGAUCAAUCUACCAACUGUGGUCUAAAUGCCUCGCUGAGUCGAAAAGUCCUUGCUGAAGCGGGAUUCCAAGCGCUUAAGACCUGCAUUAUUAUUCAAGAUCCUACUAUGAUGUUGCGCACGAAAGCUUCUUUUCAAAAGGCCUAUGGGGAUAUGCUGCCACCUCCAUCUUUCAUAAGUUAUCCGGCAUUCGUCCCGCACUUGCACAAGUCAGAGGAUGGCAAGUUGGAAUAUCAGGAUUCAUUACUAGGAGUGGCUUUGUGGCCGCAGGAGCGAUUCUUGGAACUAAUAUUGGGGGAGAUCCCCAGACUGAGGGAUGAUGAGAAUGGAUAUGGGCCGAGGGGAAAAGGUUUUAUCCCUCAUGUAGAGGUUCCAGUCCAGGUUGAAGAAGCAUGGUCACGACUACGGAUGGUUUCAAACACGUCUCGAUGA